UGCUCCCCGUCCCCUGCGCCGGCAGCCGCGUCCUGAGGCGGGGCGGGCGCGGCGGGGCCUGGCCGUGCCCGCCGAGCCGGGGCGGGCUGCUCGCUGCGCUCCGACCCGGGCGGCAGCCGCGCGUCGGGCUGGGACGUGCUCCCGCUUCGCGUCUCUUUUUUUCCCCUUUAUUCAGUUCCUCCUUAGGGCAUAUCCAGAUAAAGAGUCUUUUUUUUUAAUUAUUAUUAUUAAAAAAACCUCAAAUCGGAAUACUCUCCGGAGGAUGCGGUCGUCAGCCUGCCGUCUUCGGUUUCCACCCUCCGCUUUUAUCGCCUGCCGCGGUAAUUCCGAGCUCGGCGGUUGAGGCUCCGAGCGCCUGCACGGGGGGGCUGCGCGGCUCGGCGGGGCGGCACCCCCUCUCUGAACUCCUCAGGGCAGGCCUGGCUGCUGCUUUAUUAAAAAAGAAAAAUCUUGCAUUUUUAGACCUUGUCCAAACGUAGAUUUUCGGAAAGCAAUCUGAUUAUCACCCUGCGAGGUGAUAAUAUAAAUGAGCUGCUCGUGUUUUGUACCAGCGUUAUCUUACAGCGUGAGGAGCAGCUCUAGGCGACAUAAAGACUGCUUGCAGGAGUUCAAGAGAAUAACUGCAUUUUCUUCUGCGGCUUAGAGUACGAGUUUCCACUCUUGUUCUGUAAAGGAACAAGAUGAUUUCUCUGUCUGUAGGACCAGUUCAUGCAUGUUGAAAAUCACUGUGACCUUGCAUCUCCAUCUACUUCGUAGACUCCUAUUAGAAACUCCAGAGUGUAAAGAAGAGUUGCUUUGGGUAGAUGAUGCUCAGAGAUACUAUGAAGUCCUGGAGCGACAGCCAGUCAGACCUCUAUAGCAGUGACCAAGAAGAAGAAGAACAGAUGAUUUUUGGAGAAAAUGAAGAAGAUUUGGAAGAGAUGAUGGAUUUAAGUGACUUGCCUACCUCACUCUUUGCUUGCAGUGUCCAUGAAGCUGUGUUUGAGGUACAGGAAGAAAAGGAAAGAUUUGAAGCACUUUUCACAAUCUAUGAUAAUCAAGUUACAUUCCAGUUGUUUAAAAGCUUUAGAAGAGUAAGGAUAAACUUCAGCAAUCCAGAGGCAGCAGCAAGAGCCCGGAUAGAACUGCAUGAAACUGACUUCAAUGGAAAAAAACUGAAGCUAUAUUUUGCACAGGCACAGGUGUCCAAUGAAAUAGGAGACAAGUCUUACCUCCUUCCUCCGCAACCUGUCAAACAGUUCCUGAUAUCACCACCUGCAUCUCCACCAGUUGGAUGGAAGCAGAGUGAAGAUGCAACUCCUCUGAUAAACUAUGACUUGCUUUGUGCUGUCUCCAAGUUGGGGCCAGGGGAGAAGUAUGAACUUCAUGCAGGAACUGAGUCGACUCCUAGUGUAGUUGUCCAUGUCUGUGAAAGUGAGACAGAGGAGGAAGAUGAAAUAAAAAACCCCAAACAGAAGAUCAUGCAGACAAGGCGUCCAGAACCACCUGCAACAAUACUGAAUGAAUCUAAAGCAUUUGAUUGUACACUGGAGAGAAGAAUACAGGAGGAAGAACCACAGACCACUGAGAAGGCAGAGUCUGAGUCUGUCUCCAAAACUACUGCUGCUACUAUCUGUGACGGUACACCGAUAAGUACAAUAGUUUGCACUGACAACUAAUUAAAAAUGAAUUACAGUAUAUGUAGAGUGAAAUAUGGAUUCAGCUACUGAAUGUGUUGUCUCUGAUCCUCUCUAAAAAGAUGGUAAUGCUUGUUCCUCUCCAGUCCUAGAGAUGGCCUACACUUAUAAAUAAAUUCAGUGACUGUUAUGUUAUGACUAAGUGAUGUUAGGAAAUAAAAGGUCCAGCGUUAGUUUUGAACUUGUGCACUUGUGCUUCUAAACUUUUACAGUCUGUCUUGUCUUGCCCCCUUCCCCCCCCCCCCCCCAUUUGCCUGGCUUAGCCAGCGUUUAUGCAUUUUUGGUACUUGUUUCCUGUUUUUCAUUAAGACUUUUUUGUGUGGCAUCCUGUAUGUCUAAUAGAGCAUCUGCUAGUUCUGACACCAGGAUGUAUCUUUUAAAAUACAGAUCUGUAAUAUCGUGAACUUCUAUGUUAAGUGUUUUAGUAGAAGAAAAAUAUGCCUCAGUAUAGUGGCACAUGCUCCUAUGCUUUUAUGCUAUUUUAUAACCAACCUUUUUUAGUCUACACAGAUUCUUCUUUUUUCUAUUAAAAUUAAUUAUUUGUGAACAAACCAGACUGCUUAUGUUCAUAUAUAAAAAUCAUUCAUAAAUUGGCCUUUUUCAAAUCAUUUUACUGUUGUUUAAUUCUAUAUAAAGUGCUUAUUGAACUUUCAAAAGUGUUUUCGCUUGAUUGACAGCAGAGAGGAAAAAGUGGACAUGAAUUUGUGUAGGUGCAGUUGUUUUAAACUCCAUGUUGUGCCAGCUCUUGAUCCUUUCCUGCCACCAGCUUCAAGUUGCAAAAUAGGAUCCUGCAGGCAGGUCCUCGUUCCAGAGGCAGGAAUAGUAUAAAUUAAAAAUGUUGGAAGAUGUUUUCUGUUUGUCUUGCCUCCACAGGCAUGAUAUUUAUGUAUCUCUUCAGGUAUUAAGAUCACUCAGUCUGAUUUCUGUUUCACUGUUCCACAGUAAAAAAAAGACUUGUAUUGUCUAUCAGGUUUGUGCAUUUUUAAAUUCCAGAAACCCAUUUGGGAUUUUCUGUGGUGUUUGUAUUUUGUUAAUUGAUUAAUUUCUACCCCAUUGUAAAAGUUGGUAUAAGUAGGGUUAAGUGGAAAACCUUCAGAAACAGUUUUAUAAGGCAAAUAAAACCAGUAAUGUUAUUGUCAAUGUAUCUUGUGUAAAAUGUGUAACAACUUGCAUUCCAACAUCUUUCAUUGUGUAAAGAGACUUCAAAUAAAAACAACGCAGUGCCAUUCA
Messenger RNA from Dromaius novaehollandiae (emu), 2906 nucleotides. RefSeq names its product RCAN family member 3 (gene RCAN3). Gene Ontology annotation, biological process: calcium-mediated signaling. NCBI's taxonomy places the organism in Eukaryota, Metazoa, Chordata, Aves, Casuariiformes, Dromaiidae. The record is from RefSeq and is a predicted model, not a curated record. The transcript is spliced from 8 exons. Gene Ontology annotation, molecular function: calcium-dependent protein serine/threonine phosphatase regulator activity; nucleic acid binding. Bases 804 to 1658 code for a protein of 284 amino acids. Gene Ontology annotation, cellular component: cytoplasm; nucleus.